GAUGGCGCCAUGGCCCUCUCCCGCCCCAGCUGGCUGGCCAACGAGGGCGGCAAGCACUUCCUCCUGCUGCUCUGGCUGACUCUCAACGUGGGGCUGUUUUGGAAAACUUUCUGGAUGUAUUACCACGGGCCGCAGUAUUAUUACUUGCAUCAGAUGCUGGGGCUAGGAUUGUGCCUCAGCAGAGCUUCGGCGUCUGUCCUCAACCUCAACUGCAGCCUCGUCCUUUUGCCCAUGUGCCGGAUUCUCCUGGCCUUCCUCCGAGGGUCUCAGAAGGUGGCCAGCCGGAAAACGAGGAGGCUGUUGGAUAAAAGCAAAACUUUCCACGUAACCUGCGGCAUUACGAUAUGCAUCUUUUCAGUGGUCCAUGUUGCUGCUCACCUGGUGAAUGCCUUGAACUUCUCUGUGCACUACAAUGAGGAGUUUCUCGCUCUCAACGCUGCCAGCUUCCAUGGCGAGGAUCCCAGGAAGCUGCUGUUUGCUACGGUUCCUGGAUUAACUGGAGUGGUUAUGGUGCUGGUAUUAUUCCUAAUGUCUACGGCGUCUACUUAUGCCAUUAGGAUUUCCAACUAUGACAUCUUCUCGUACACCCACAACCUCUUUUUCGUCUUCUACUUGCUGCUGAUGUUGCACGUUUCGGGAGGGGUUCUGAAAUACCAAUCUAAUCUAAAGGAACAUCCUCCUGGAUGUUUUAACCCUAACGUAACAGUUCAAAGUGACAGCAAAGAAGUGGGCAGUCUUGAACAUUCAGCGUCUGAACGUGGCCGGCCUUCUGUCCCGGGAGGGUCGGUGGAACUGAACCCUGCCAUCCACAACAGCUUAAUGCAAGUUUGCACAGAGGAACCAAAAUUCCAAGCGCAUUUCCCCGAGACUUGGCUUUGGAUCUCCGGCCCGUUGUGCUUAUAUUGUGCGGAAAGGCUGUACCGCUAUAUCCAGAGCAGUAAUAAACCCGUGACGAUAACUGCCGUGAUCAGCCACCCCUGUAACGUUUUGGAGAUACGUAUGAUGAAGGAAGGUUUCAAAGCAAGACCUGGACAGUAUGUUAUUCUACACUGUCCCAGUGUGUCGUCUUUGGAAAGUCACCCGUUUACCCUCACCAUGUGCCCGACAGCGACCAGAGCGACUUUUGGCGUCCAUCUUAAAGUCGUCGGGGAUUGGACAGAGCGAUUUCGGGACAUGCUGUUUCUGCAUUCGAGUUGGGAUGCUGAGAUUUUGCCUGUCUUUCAACAGAGGCAUUAUCCCAAGGUGUACGUAGACGGUCCCUUUGGGAGUCCCUUUGAAGAAUCCUUUAACUACGAGGUUAGCCUCUGUGUGGCUGGAGGCAUCGGAGUCACUCCGUUCGCAUCGAUCCUCAGCACCCUGCUUGACGACUGGAAAGGCUACAAACUUCGGAGGCUUUACUUCGUUUGGGUGUGCAGAGACAUCCGGUACUUCCACUGUUUUGCCGAUCUGCUCUGCAGCUUACAUAACAAGCUCUGGCAAGAAAACCGACCAGACUUUGUAAACAUCCAGCUGUACCUUACUCAGACAGAUGGGAUACAGGAAAUAAUUGGGGAGAAAUACCAGGUGCUGAACUCCCGGCUUUCUACUAGGCGACCUUGCUGGGAGCUCCUGUUUAACGAAAUCGCCAAGUGCAACCGACGGAAGACUGUUGGCGUGUUCUGCUGCGGACCAAACAAAAUCUCCAAAGCCCUUCACAAACUGAGCAACAGCAGCAAUUCUUACGGGACGAGGUUUGAGUACAAUAAAGAAUCCUUCAGCUGAAAGCCUCCGGGACUU
Euleptes europaea (tarantolino) is the source of this 1776-nucleotide messenger RNA. It is a transcript of the gene NOX4, whose product is annotated as NADPH oxidase 4. Gene Ontology annotation, cellular component: plasma membrane; NADPH oxidase complex. Gene Ontology annotation, molecular function: superoxide-generating NAD(P)H oxidase activity. The transcript has 18 exons. The record is from RefSeq and is a predicted model, not a curated record. NCBI's taxonomy places the organism in Eukaryota, Metazoa, Chordata, Lepidosauria, Squamata, Sphaerodactylidae. Gene Ontology annotation, biological process: defense response; superoxide anion generation. The coding region runs from base 10 to 1761 and encodes 583 amino acids.